AUGCCCGGCCCGGCCGCCGGCAGCCGGGCGCGGGUGUACGCCGAGGUGAACAGCCUGAGGAGCCGCGAGUACUGGGACUACGAGGCGCACGUCCCGAGCUGGGGCAAUCAGGACGACUACCAGCUGGUUCGCAAGCUCGGGCGAGGGAAGUACAGCGAGGUCUUCGAGGCCAUCAACAUCACCAACAACGAGAGGGUCGUCGUGAAGAUCCUCAAGCCAGUGAAGAAAAAGAAGAUAAAACGCGAGGUUAAGAUUCUGGAGAAUCUACGUGGUGGCACCAACAUCAUUAAUCUGAUUGACACUGUCAAGGAUCCGGUGUCAAAGACCCCUGCUCUGGUGUUUGAGUACAUCAAUAACACAGAUUUUAAGCAACUGUACCAGAUCCUGACAGACUUUGAUAUUCGGUUUUAUAUGUAUGAGCUGCUGAAGGCCCUGGAUUACUGUCACAGCAUGGGGAUCAUGCACAGGGAUGUCAAACCCCACAACGUCAUGAUAGACCACCAACAGAAAAAGCUGCGGCUCAUAGACUGGGGUCUGGCCGAAUUCUACCAUCCAGCUCAGGAAUACAAUGUCCGUGUGGCCUCUAGGUACUUCAAAGGACCGGAGCUCCUUGUGGACUACCAAAUGUAUGACUACAGCUUAGACAUGUGGAGUUUAGGCUGUAUGCUGGCAAGCAUGAUCUUCCGAAAGGAGCCCUUCUUCCACGGCCAGGACAAUUAUGACCAACUGGUUCGCAUCGCAAAAGUCCUGGGCACAGAUGAGCUGUAUGGCUAUCUCAAGAAGUACCACAUAGAACUGGACCCACACUUCAAUGAUAUCCUGGGCCAGCAUUCCCGGAAGCGCUGGGAGAACUUCAUCCACAGUGAGAACAGACACCUGGUCAGUCCUGAAGUCCUAGACCUCCUGGACAAGCUCCUGCGAUAUGACCAUCAACAGAGGCUGACUGCCAAGGAGGCGAUGGAGCACCCCUAUUUCUAUCCAGUGGUGAAGGAGCAGUCCCAGCCCAGCUCAGAAAACGCUGUGCUCUCCAGUGGCCUGACAACAGCGCGAUGAAGACUGGAAAACGACGGGUAAUUCAAGAUGUUUACAAAUAAAAGCAAAACCUUCGGUCACACAGUGAAGGGAAAAGAACCAAGGACCCCCCCUCCUUCCCCUCCCCUUUAUACUCGGCAGAAAUCUAACCUUGGGGGGGGUCAUAAACCUCAGUUCCUCUCUGGUGGUUGUGGUUAAUGUAACUCUAACCCUGUGGUACCAAAGCCCUGGGCAAAUGGUCUUGCAAGAGCUAAACAUGUAGUGAUAUCCCCAGGGCUCAACACAACUGAUUCUGGUUCACAUCUCUAUGGAUCCUUCUCUUCCUUCUCAGUCCAGCCUUCCCCACCGCGCUGGUGGGGACAAAUUGGUCGUUCCACCAUCAGCCCUUAGCAUGCCUCUUUCUAAACAUGCCUUUCUGACUUGUAGACUCUGGAUGAACCAAAUUCAGGCUGGGGGGCAGCAGGUGCAACUCUGUUUUGAGGUCCAAGUCCUACUGCUGACUCUGGGCUUGAAUUUGGCCCUUGAAUUCCAGUUUCAACUGCGAAUGAUGGGGCGGUUGGGGGGUGGGGGGAGGUUCAACAAAAAACAGCCCACAAACCCAGCAGCAUCUCAGGAUUGGUUUGGAGCAUUAAAACAAAGGCACUGAUCCG
Messenger RNA from Gavia stellata (red-throated loon), 1682 nucleotides. It is a transcript of the gene CSNK2A2, whose product is annotated as casein kinase 2 alpha 2. The transcript is spliced from 11 exons. NCBI's taxonomy places the organism in Eukaryota, Metazoa, Chordata, Aves, Gaviiformes, Gaviidae. The record is from RefSeq and is a predicted model, not a curated record. Gene Ontology annotation, biological process: regulation of chromosome separation; protein phosphorylation. Gene Ontology annotation, cellular component: nucleus; protein kinase CK2 complex; cytosol. The coding region runs from base 1 to 1053 and encodes 350 amino acids. Gene Ontology annotation, molecular function: protein serine/threonine kinase activity; ATP binding.